This is a messenger RNA of Asparagus officinalis (garden asparagus), 991 nucleotides long. Its product is annotated as protein LOL2-like. The transcript has 7 exons. The coding region runs from base 181 to 693 and encodes 170 amino acids. The record is from RefSeq and is a predicted model, not a curated record. NCBI's taxonomy places the organism in Eukaryota, Viridiplantae, Streptophyta, Magnoliopsida, Asparagales, Asparagaceae.
AGCAGCCAAUCCCUUAUAAAAUCAUAUUCUUUUCUUUCGAUUUCCUGCCUUCUCGAGUCCUUCCCUUCGACCCUCGAGGCGCUUGCACUAACGAUAAUCCAAUUUCUAGGUUUUUCCGGCCUACUUUUCCCUUGAUUUUGGAGGUAAACGUCGUGAAUCCCGUUGCAAUUGGAAUCUGGGAUGCAGAGCCAACUUGUGUGCGAUGGAUGUAGGAAUGUCCUUCUGUAUCCCAGGGGAGCCACCAAUGUUUGUUGUGCAAUAUGCAGUAUGAUAACCCCAGUACCUCUUCCAGGAAUGGAGAUGGCACAGCUUAUAUGUGGAAAUUGCAGAACAUUGUUGAUGCACACCCCUGGUGCAACUAGUGUGAGGUGUUCUUGUUGUAGUACAGUGAAUCUUCCUAGAUCAGUGGAUCGGGUUGCCAAUGUGAGCUGUGCCCAAUGCCGCACUACUCUAGUAUAUCCCUAUGGAGCACCCUCUGUUAAAUGUGCAAUAUGUCAUUACAUUACAAAUGUUGGGAUGGGUAGCAUGAGGGUUCCAAUCCCUUUUAAUAGGCCAAAUGAAGCUGCAGUUAAUACACCAUCUACUUCAUCUUCUAACAGCCAAACAGUUGUUGUUGAGAACCCCAUGUCGAGGGAUGCAAGAGGCAAACUGGUAAGCAAUGUUGUAGUAGGGGUCACCACAGAUAAGAAGUGACUUCUAAAUGAUGUCCAGGUGUUGCGUGAUGUACUUGCUAUUGUGAAUUCAAAGUUGAUAAUUGUCCUCUAUUUUUGGGAACCUCAGCUAUGUGAAGGGGUACAUAUGAACAUGAGGACAUGAGAAAAGUACUAGUGUUUAUAAUAUAAAAGUGGGCGUCGCACUUCAUUAGACUUGGAGGUCAAUAUUUUUUACAUUUUGGCAGUAUGGAGCGUUAAUCUUGGCUGCCAAAAUAUGAUUGUGUGAGUAACUUCAGUUUCGUAUAUAUAUUGAGAAUAAGAUGGGAAGCAAUAUUUUA